AUGGGCUCCCUGGCCGCCACGGAUGAGCCGUCAUUGCAGCCGCUCAAGUACCCUCAGGCUCGCCGGGACGAAGACAUUGUCGACGACUACCAUGGCGUCCUUGUGCCGGAUCCCUACAGAUGCCACCGUGAAGGGAUGGCGUCACCGUCAGCCACCGUGCUGUGCACGGCCAGUUCCUUCCAACUUGCAGCAAACAUGCUGGCGUUGUUCUUCCUGGCGGCGCUACAGGCGACCCCGACGCGUUCGUCGUCGCCGUCGUCCAACGCCGCCGGUCUUCAGCCCACCGCGACCUUCUGCUCCGGCCACUCCCCGGCCGUCACGAGCAGCGAGGUCACCAGGUUUCUCGCCGCCGUGUGCACCGGCGCCUACGGCGUCGCGCACAUGUCCCACAACAUGUCCUCGUACGUCGUCACCAAGAACCGGACCAUGUACGGGGUCGCGCAGUGCCGCCCCGACGUCUCGGUCCCCGACUGCACCGCCUGCCUUGCUGCGUCCUCUAAGCUCAUCUCCGGGACGGCGUGCGCGGCGUCGGCGGUCUGGCACGACGCCUGCUUCCUCCGCUACUCGGACCACGACGACCCGGGUCGAUUCCGCGAGGACGAGUACACGGCGACCGUGUUCAACGCGAGCCGCGCUCUGUCGCCGCAUGUGGCCGCCAAAACGGUAGUGAGGCGCCUCCUCGCCGCCGCGGGGGAAAGCACGACGAGCAGUCACAUGUGCCGGAGCGUCGGUGCCGCCACUGGGACUGCGGCAGGCGGUCUGGUCUACGGGCUCACGCGGUGCGCCGCCGGGAUCUCGUGCGCCGACUGCCGCCGCUGCCUCCGAGGCGCCCUCCAGGUGGUGGACAGGGAGUACAACGGCAGCGCUGGGAUGCAGGUGCUGCGGCUCAGCUGCAUGGCCAGGUACGAGAGCUACCCCUUCUACAACACCGAGUCCUUGGCCCGGCGAUUGCUCGCGGAGGCGACGAGCGGGAGCGGGUUCGACGCACCUGGGGCAACCCGUGCGGCUGCUACACCUGCUGUGCCGGCGCCCCCGGGCGGUCGUAACCCACCGCCUCCACCAGCACCAGCACCCUGGUACUUCAGCAUUAAUGCUUCACUUAAUGGUCGUCGGGCUGGACAUCCCACCCCAGCGCCCCCUGGCGGUCAUACCCCACCGCCUCCACCAGCAGACGCACUUGGGGCAACCCGUCCGGCUGCUACACAUGCUGUGCCGGUGCCCCCUGGCGGUCGUACCCCACUGCCCGCUGCUGCCGCACCGAGUGAUCAAACGGCCACCGGACCAUCAGAAAACAAAGGGAAGGAAACGUCGCAUAGAUCCAAAGGGAUGAUCGUUUCUCUUGCAACUGGGUUGCCGAUUGCCGCCAUCAUCCUCGCACUCACCAUAUGGUACCGACGUCGGCGACCGGCUCAGAGAGGACAUGUCAUAGAACCCCUUGUUUUGAAUCGUCAAGCAGAUGGCAUGCCAGAGGAGACUAUGCAUGGGCAAGGAAAUAAUAAGCAUUUGAGCAGGGAAGAAGAAGAAGAGGACGACGGAGGACGAACGAGCUGCCAACUCUACAGCUACCAGGUUCUUGAGGCUGCUACAUGUCACUUCUCAAGUAGAAACAAACUAGGGAGCGGUGGAUUUGGAACCGUAUACAAGGGCACACUUGAGAAUGGGAUGGAAGUAGCAGUGAAAAAACUGAGGGAUUCCAAGAGGACUAUACAAGAACUUGAGAGGGAGAUCUCCAUUCUGGUUAACUUGCGCCACAAGAACCUUGUGAGGUUUUUAGGGUACUGCUUCCAAGAGGAAGGGAGGUUCCUCAUCUACGAGUACGUACCUAAUAACAGCCUGGAUAAAUUUUGGUACAAAGCAUCUUUUCAGUGUGAGAAGCUAGAGUGGGUUACAUGGUUCAACAUCAUCUUAGGGGUUGCUCGCGGCCUCUGGUUUCUUCACGACAAGGGGAUCAUUCACCGGGACCUCAAGCCACACAAUGUACUUCUCGACGAUAACUUCAACCCAAAGAUCGCCGAUUUUGAUCUCAUGAGGAUGUACGAUAAACAGAAAACUCAUGAGAGCACUGAGAAGGUCGCUGGAACAUUCGGGUACAUGGCACCAGAGUGCACCUCCGGCCGAAAGUUCCUACUUUCGAUCAAGUCUGACGUGUACAGCUACGGGGUGUUGGUGCUGGAGAUCAUCACCGGCCACAAGAUCUACACGUUCGAAGGCCAAGACUCUGAAGGCCUCGUCGAAUACGUGUGGCAGCACUGGACUGAGAAGAGAGGGAGCGACGUGGUGGACGGCGACUUGGGCGUGGAAGGGCAGGAGCACGCGGCACGGCAAGCGCUGCGGUGCGUGCACGUCGCGCUCCUCUGCGUGCAGUCGGACCGAGCAAGGCGGCCAACCAUGGGGCAGGUCAUCGCCAUGCUUAGCAGUGGCGACGACGGGGUGGCGGAGGAGCUGCCGGAGCCGUCUCUGCCCGGGUACGUCGUCCGUCCAGCGGCGGCGUCAGGUGCCCAGCUGUGCUUCGGGUGCAGGUAG
Miscanthus lutarioriparius is the source of this 2523-nucleotide messenger RNA. NCBI's taxonomy places the organism in Eukaryota, Viridiplantae, Streptophyta, Magnoliopsida, Poales, Poaceae. The record is from the annotation of a GenBank genome assembly.